Messenger RNA from Planococcus citri (citrus mealybug), 1099 nucleotides. RefSeq lists its product as uncharacterized. The transcript has 2 exons. NCBI's taxonomy places the organism in Eukaryota, Metazoa, Arthropoda, Insecta, Hemiptera, Pseudococcidae. The record is from RefSeq and is a predicted model, not a curated record. The coding region runs from base 54 to 833 and encodes 259 amino acids.
UUUUUGCUCACGUUCACAAAAAAUCAAAAAGAGCAGUAGGUACAUACAUAUAAAUGGCAAUGACAACAUCAUCUAAGAUGUAUGCAGCUUCGGCAAUCUUCGUGAUGAUAAGUACGGUGAACUUGAUCGUUUGCGUAAAAAAGGACCCAAACUCUUUAGAGGACGUCAAUAUCAGCGAAACAAACCAACACGUCGUCGAACCUUUAUCGCAGAAGAUUUACUCGAAAGACGUAUGUGAACUCCUAUCAACAGACAUAUUCAAGCAAGCUGAUCCAUUCCAUUAUCUACUCCUGAAAGCGAGUAAACUACCACGCGAAAAAGAGAUAGAAAUAAGGUUAUCUUUGAAUUACUUAUUGACCAAGACCAACGCUAAUCAAUUUCCCCCUGCUUACGUGCCCUACGGUAAAAUUCUAUCAUCUGUAUUGAAUUGCUUCGGUCAUUUGUACAGCGUAAAAUAUUCUAUCCGUCUCAUAAACAAUCCCAGAAGAAAAUAUCCUCUUCCACCACCACCAAAAGUUUUCACACUUGAUCCGGAAGUAUCGCCCUUAUUUUCAUCGGAUAUUUUCACAGACCCCAAUCGUCCAUCAGUGCUCAUCGAAAAAUUACUACAAGUACCAGAAAGUAGCUAUUUGAGCACUGCGAAAAAACUGAUUAGUCCCAAAACUCAUUAUGAACCUAAAGAUGCAGUCUACAGUUUGUAUUCUGGUUCUUUGAGUCAAUUUCUGCAAAAUAAAAUUGCCUCGAAGGAAUUGAAAGAUUUACGACGAUAUGUCGGUGAAAUUCAAAAAUUGAAAACGUCUACCCCUGCGGAUGAUCAGAGUGAACAGAAGUAACUUAGCAAGUUUAAUACUUGACGAAUCACUGCAACACAAUCAGAUCGAUCCAUAUUUACAAAAUAAACCAAUUAUCUGAAUACAAAACGUUCAGAAAGCAAAACAAAAACCAAUAAACUAACGUACCUAUAAGGUAACAUUAUUAUUGCAAGGUUAAAAAAAUUUGUGCGAUUAAGUAAGUAGGUACCUAGGUACGUCUGUAUGUUGUAGGUACAUACUUUUAAAUGUCAUAUUAAAAUUAGGUAAUUAUGUUGAGAUUUUGAAUA